GUUUUGUAGUAGUUUUCUCUCAGACAGACACGUUAAAAGUGUGUCUGCACUAAAGAGUCAUUGAGUAAAAGUAAGCACAUGGAGGUGAUGGCGCGGUCAAAAAGGGAAAAAACCUGUCAGUAGCACAGAAUUUGUGGAAUCCGAUUACAAUGUCACCCACAAGGAGUGGAAGGCUGACUGAGAUAACAGGCAAGGGUGGGAACGAGUUAAGUGAGAAGCACAGAGUCACACCAGCUCCACUGGAGGUGAGUUUGACAAGACAAAAAAAUGCACCAACUGCGCCGUUCUCUCUCUGCUAUGACUUUAUAUUUAUGGUGCUGCGAAAGAAGGCUAAAUAAAACUAAGACAACGUAUGCAGUGUAGCCUUGAGGGACUUCCUCUUAGCAGUAUUCAUUGGAUGUCUUUCCGCUCAACUGUUUGGUUGAGAACAGCACCUCAUUGGACUGAUGGAUGAAAAGAAACCGGAGCAGUAAUUGAGACAUUUAAAGUUUUAUCAGCAAGGCUGCAGUCAUGCCAGGCUCUCAGGAGGCGAGUCUGGAUGAGAACGCUGUGAUCCUGCCGGUAAAGCCGUCUUCCCCGGAGUUCCUCUACUCUGAGCGAGAGCGCCAGUCGGUGGAGAAACUCUUGUGCGAAGGUCCCAAAGCUUUCUACAACUCCGUCGGCGCAGGGCUCUUUGGCUCCUUCUUGUCUCCUGAUGAAGUGGGCGAGAUAACAAGCUGGGUUAAGGACUUUCAUUUUACUCCCCUGCAAAAGAAGGAGAACGGUGGGACUGCUGACCCGCAUGAAGAGGACCUUACAUCCUCCUACUUCCCAUCCUACUCGGACGCGCCGGUUCCAGGUUUGGAGCUGGGCUGGCCCGAGGCGCCUUGGGUCCGCAUGGAAAAUGUGUCAGUCUACACAAACCCCCCUGCCGAGGGAGGACCUCCCAUCAGAGAGGUCAUCCGGCGACAUCUGCAGAAGGCCAGCCAAGUACUUGGCAUUGUGACAGACCGGCUGACAGACAGCACCAUAAUUGGGGAUUUACAUGGUGCAGCCUCCAGGGGUGUCCCAGUUUACAUCAUUCUGAACCAAAGGACUAGUGAGGAGAAGUACACAUUCCAAAGGCUGGGACAUCCGAACAUUCGAGUUCGUCUUCUUGGAGGUAAAAGCUUCUGUUCAAGGAAGGGGAAGAUGAUGGUUGGGGAGUUGAAAGACAAAUUUAUACUGGUGGAUUUGGUGACAGUCAUUCAUGGCAAUUACAGCCUCACAUGGACUGAUGCUCACUUACACAGGCACAUAAUCUCUGUGAUCAACGGCUCAGCUGUUGACAGCUUCGACAAAGAGUUUCGGAUGCUGUUUGCUGCAUCGGCCCCAGUUCCUAACCUGUGGGAGUACGCUGUUCCCCAUGUAGACAUGACUAAGGCGCGAAACGAUUUCACCGACCCAAGCCCCCCAAGACACUUCCACAUCAAACAUGAGAUCCUCAACCCUCCUUCUCCACCGAUGGACACCAACCUGGAUUGGGAAGCCAUGGGCGUCAUCCCCAGAGGCACCUACCCAGAUAGUCUUGAAGAGGGGGGAAUUGUCGCGAGUGAAACAGCCUUUCAGACUAAUAUGGGGUUUCAAAAACAGGCACCUGCUUUGGAUACUUUUACUCAGAAUGGUUAUGAGACAAUAACCACGAGAAGGUUACAGAACAGCUUUCCAAAGACAAACAAUAUGCUUGAUAACGCAAAGAAAUCCAACUAUGCUGACCAUCAGGAAGACCAGGCCACAACAUCCAACCAUUUUUUCAAAGGGAGGGGAAACAACACGGAAGACCGACAAUAUUCAGCAUGGCGCGACAAAAAAGACAGCAAUUUAAAACAGAACCCGCUUUUUUCCUCAGCGAGGGAAACACGGCGUGUAAAGCCUGAUCCCAACCUGGAUGACAUCAGCACCACCAUAGAAAACAAAGCUGCCUCAAGAAAGCCCUUAAUCUUGAAGGUGCCGCAGUCGGAGAGCUUUAGCUCACUAAGUGACCUAAUGAAACGAUUCACGACAAAACAAAACAAGGUGGAUCUGUUCAGCAGAGGCUCCAGGAACAGCAUGACAGACAUCACGCAGUCCAUGAUGGACCUCCGCGAGGAUGCACCCGACGCAGGGCGAGCUCCUGAUGAGAGGAGAUUCUCGAUGUCAAGAAUCAAUGACAAAAGUUAUGACCAAGACCAAAUGACACCGGGUUUAAUCCUGAUGAAGAGGAGGAAUGACGUAGUAAGUUCGGCCCUGCAAAGAAUUCCGAAGACCUUUCUGCCCGGAGAUCGACUUCGCAGUUCUGGCCUUGAUUUGAACUGGAAGCCUCUAAAGGAAAGCAAAGAAGAGGGAGACAAAUGACCCAUCACAUAGAAUUACAAAGAUCUAUCUCUCUUGAAGGAAACUGGAAAACCUCUGUUACCUCGGUAGUAUUAAACAUGCAAAUCAAACAAAAAAAGCCUGACUCGAAUCCCAAAAAUGUAAGGAGUUCAUUUUUCAUCCAUUAACGCUUAUGCACUCAACAUGCCUGCCUCACUGUUGAGAGGUUUGGGCUGUGAAUUUCAGCUUUGGCUUUCAUUUUUUAGAGUUUUUACAUUCUCCCUGAUCUCACAUCAGUUUUCUGCUAGUAGUCCACCUUCCUUCCACAUUCCCCAAAGAUAUGCUGUUAGGUUAACUGAAGUUUCUAGGUCGUGAGUAACCCCAGCUACAAAUAAAAAAAUGUAUAUUUAUUACCUUCUUUUAACUAUUUUAAGUUUGUGUCUUGUGCACAAGUUCCUGUGAAAUAAGAUGUACUUAACAUACUAUAGAAAAGUGGUCUAUGAAUGUAGUUUAUGGCCGAGCUGUAUAAGUUUUGUCAUACAUGUUCACUAAAGACUAUACAUUGUACUUUGUUGUAUGUUUAAAUGUGUUGGGUUAAAUUGGAAGCCCACAGUAAUUGAAAAAUAAAUGUUUAUUAGACUAUUACAUUAAUGCUCCCCUCAGAAAAGUCAAGCAGAUGUCAGUCAAUCAUGCAAAGCGCACAGAAAGGUUGGGCUGAGAUUCAAACUGAGUGAUCUGAACUGGGAGUGAAUGAGUGGGAGUCUGAGCUUGCCAGAUGCGACAGUUGCCAAUCCUGUCUGCUAUACUGUUUCAUAGGUCUUUCAAUUGCAUACAGUACGUAUUUUCCUUAUUUGGAAAGGCUAGAGUUGAUUUUUAAUCCUCAAACCCCAGGUCUUAGAGGCAGAACACUCCUCCACUGUGCAGUAUGUUAGUAAUGUUUUAAUCAUACUUGUCACAAAUGACAGGGAGAGAAAUGCUCGCUGUCUGAGCAUUGCACAUGCAACAGCGUUGACAAUCCUGUCUUACUUUUUUUUUUUUUUUUUUUUUUUUACAGUCUAUGCUUCUGACAUAAGGGUUACGUCAGACACAUAGAAUCUAAAACUUCAGAAAUGUGAGGCGGACGUGUUCACCACUCCAUCACGAUGUUGUAUGCUAGAAAUGUUAAAGGCAAAUAUACUUCAUGCCACUCACAAAUGAGUGUCAGAACCCAUCAGGAAUGUACUGUAUUUCCCUCAUUUGGUAAAACACUUCACUAAAGGGCUUUUUUGGUGAACUAAAUUUUAGUUCAACAAUAGCAUACUGCACGAAUGCUAUUUUUAGACCACAAGGCUGCGUGACGUCACCAUCGCAAACCGGAAGAGGGUCAACAUAGAAGUAUGCUCGCAUACAACCAAUGCUACUACUGCUUGUUUUCUGCCGGUAAUCUUUCAAAAAAGAACAUGCCGAUUAAACACUGCUGCUAUGGAACUUGUAGAAACAACUCUAGACAUUACGACCAUCCACAUAUGAAGGAUGUUUUCUUCAUACGUUUCCUGAAGCCAAAAACUCAGGGAAAAAAAUGUGAACAAUGGAUCAAUUUGUGCGGAUGUCCAAAAGAACAGUUUAAUGCCAGCAAGGUGAAGCCAUUCACCUUCAUAUGCAGUAAAUAUUUUGUUGGGGGCCAUGGUCCUACAGAUCAACAAUCCUGCCCCGAAGAAGUAAGCCAUUUUGAUAUUUUUUUUAGUGUGGUGUUUUGCCGUGCUGCU
Messenger RNA from Corythoichthys intestinalis (scribbled pipefish), 4055 nucleotides. It is a transcript of the gene sack1e, whose product is annotated as family with sequence similarity 83 member E. The coding region runs from base 511 to 2352 and encodes 613 amino acids. Gene Ontology annotation, molecular function: protein kinase binding. Lineage: Eukaryota; Metazoa; Chordata; Actinopteri; Syngnathiformes; Syngnathidae. The transcript is spliced from 8 exons. Gene Ontology annotation, biological process: signal transduction. The record is from RefSeq and is a predicted model, not a curated record.